Molecule: messenger RNA, 1348 nt
Organism: Paramormyrops kingsleyae
Lineage: Eukaryota; Metazoa; Chordata; Actinopteri; Osteoglossiformes; Mormyridae
Source: RefSeq, a predicted model, not a curated record
CAGCGUAACUAAGAUGCGACGAGCUGUUUCUUUUUUAUCUAUCUAUCUAGCUGACUAGCUGUUUAGUCACCGAGGUAACAGUAUCUCGAGUUAUUGUUUGGUUGUGCGUGACAGCCGCCCUGCGAUCUGCUCGUACAUUUUUAAACAGCCACCACGUCGUUGCUUGCAGUUAAAAGCUGCAGUAAUCGGAGCACAAUAAUGGAGCUCCUUCCUGUGCUUGAACCGGAAGACGAACCACGAGAGGGUGUAUGGUACGCCCUGAUCCCCAGGGGAGGGGGUCCCGGAGUCAGCGUGGGCCACACGUGUACUUACAUCCCAAGCAGUGACGAUGGAAAGGGAAAGAUCCUCAUCGUCGGAGGGGCAAAUCCCAAUGGCAGUUUUUCAGAUUGCCAUGUCAUAGACCUUGACCGCCACGAGUGGGACGCGCCCGAGUGGGACGGGCUGUCUGCGCGCUACGAGCACUGCAGCUUCGUGCCUGCGAGCAGCCCGCGCAGCCUAUGCGUGUUUGCCGGGGCUCAGCAGAGCGGCAACCGCAACAGCAUCCAGUCCAUAAACGUGGAAGAAGCGACGUCGUGGAGAAACGUGCCAGUGACAGGGAUCCCCCCAUCAUCCAGGACCUACCACACCAACUCCUCCUGCGCAGGCGACAAGCUCUUCGUCUUUUCUGGGGGGGAAGCUGGAGCCGCCCCCGUGAAUGAUCCCCAGCUUCAUGUCUUUGACGCAGGGUCCUCGACCUGGUCUCAGUCAGAGACCCACGGGAGAGCCCCGUCCGCAAGGCACGGUCACGCUGUGGUCACCGUCGGCUCCAAGCUUUACGUUCAUGGAGGGCUGUCGGGGGACAAGUUCCACAGUGACAUGUUCUCCCUAGACACACAGGGCACCACUGAGCCACACGUGCAUUCUGCCAACCCUGCAGUGACCAUGACGUGGGAGCGUGUGAGAACCAGAGGUGACGCCCCCCCAGCCGUGGCUUCCCAUUCAGCUGUGGCCGUCGGGAAGAACAUCUACGUGUUUGGGGGCAUGACGCCAGCCGGAGCCACGAACUCCAUGUACAGGUUCCACACCGACAGGCAGCGCUGGGCCCUGAUGAAAUUCAGGGGGCACCUCCCCCCAAACCGACUGGACCACUCGAUGUGCGUGGUGCCCUGGCACCUCCGAGCUGAGUCCAGCGGCGGGGAGAAGCCAGCUGGGACUCCUAAACCGGACACAGUGCACCUGUGCUUUGCCUUUGGCGGUAUGGACACGCAGGGCGUGAUCCACAGCGACUGUGUGGUUACUGUGCUGAUGUGAGGCAGAUCCCUGAAAGAAAAACACUGAAUAAAAAGCUUUUUUUUUUUUUUUUACCUUU